GUCCAACUUCUAGGACGUCCUCUACCAUGCAAUCGGUUUUUCCCGAGAGAUUUUUUAUCCAGCAAACCAAAAAGCCCAGGUCCGAACUUAACAGUAGAAUCCGCAUUUGCUGCGCUUGGACUUGAUGUGAAUAGUUCACCAGAGCAAUGCCGUGAAUCCUACCUGCGGUUGGCUAAAAAGUUACAUCCAGAUUCCUCUGUCUGUUCGUCAGGUGCUUCCAAAGGAAAAGAUGGAUAUGAAAGCAAGGCAUCAGCUGCAUUCCAGCACCUUCAUGAAGCCUAUUUGAUCGCCUACGAGGCAGCCACAAGUGUACGAAAUCAAAAACUGCCUAACCAGGAUACGCAAUUUGACGUCGAUGAAUCUGUCGUACGGCAUCGUGCACCUCAGCAUCGUCAGUAUCUGGAAACUGACUCCGCGAACCUGGGUACUGCCGUAGUCAGUGGCAUGACUCCAAGCGAACGGCAGAAACAGUUACAGACACAGCGCUUUGUACGAGGUGUUUAUGCGAGCGCUGAUUACCGUCUUCAACGACUGAGCGAAUCAAUGGUCUGUCCGGAUUCAGACGAAACAACCGAACUAACACCAGUCACCAGAAGGCCCACCAAGAAGAAACCACUCAGUUUGAUCGAACGAAUGGCCGACGAGUUGAUCGAGGAAUCGAUGCGGCGUGGUGAUUUCGACAAUCUCCAAGGUCACGGUCGGCCGCUUCCCGAACAUCCGUCACACCACGAGAUAUUCGUUGAUCACUCCACGCACAAGCUCACUCGAAUUUUGGCCAAUCAAGGUUAUCUACCAGAAUGGAUUCAACAAGGAAAAGAGCUGCGUACACAGUGGGAAAAUUCAAUUGCUAAGCUCCGAAAGCUGUAUUCCCAGAUUGACAGUCCGCACACCAAUAUGUUGUGGAAGAAAGCGGUUUUGGAAUUUCAAGAAGAGGCGAAGAGAAUCAACCGUUCCAUCGAUCGAUAUAACUUGAUGGUACCUGCGCUCCACCUGCAACGUUGUCAUGUCGACGCUUCUACUAUCGUACAGGAGAUACUAAAGUCCAAGGAAACAAACGUAGAUGAUACGAUCAAAGAGUCGUCGGACAGCGCACCAACCAGGAGCAGUGUGGAUGAUGAAGAUGAAGGACUAGGUUCGAAUAACAACAACACCGGCGACAUUAGUGAUAAAAAUAUAUGGGACCCGCGUUACAUAGGCGAGCUGAUGCGAGACUUUUAUCGUGAACUGGCUAAGGCUUUUGUGAGUUCCCUGCGAGGCUUUAAAAACCAUCGAUAACCCAAAGCCUUGGCGGAUUUUGUACCUGCAGUCUAAUCUGUUAUGCAUAAUUACUUUUUUCAGUGAGCC
Molecule: messenger RNA, 1344 nt
Organism: Opisthorchis viverrini
Lineage: Eukaryota; Metazoa; Platyhelminthes; Trematoda; Opisthorchiida; Opisthorchiidae
Exons: 4
Source: RefSeq, a predicted model, not a curated record